AUGCUACGUCUGUUGCUGUGUCUUGUCACUGUUAUUAGCCUGACAAAUUGUCAGGUUCCUCCGUUUAUGGAAGAAUGUGUCAACAAUGCUUAUCCACCACCAGCUAGCCAUAAAGUGCCAACUUAUGUGGUGAACCUUGACCUUCCAGCUGCCCAAAGAUGGACACAUGUUGUCAAGGACAAAGGACCACAGAUCAAGAAUUUGCUGAAUGAGUUUAAGUCUUUCAUUACUGACAUAUUCCACGGAUCCCAAGCUAUUGUUGACUUCAUCGACAAAGCAGGGCCUCUCGUGGAUGAGACAUUGCCACAGCCUUUUGCUGAUGAAAUGAGAGGGAUUGCAAAUGUUACAGGUCUGAAAUUAGGAGAAAUUGUUUUCUUCAAUGUCUUCUAUGAGUUUUUCACUGUCUGCACCUCGAUCGUGGCUCAGGAUCCGACUGGUAAACUUUACCAUGUAAGAAACCUAGACUUUGGCCUAUUUCUCGGUUGGGACAUUAAAAACAACACCUGGUCAGUCACAGAGCUGUUGAGACCGAUGGUGAUUAUGGUUGAUUUCCAGAAAGGAGGAGAAACUGUCUUCAAAUCUAUCAACUUUGCAGGAUAUGUUGGGAUCCUAACAGCUAUAAAACCUAAAUUGUUUACAUUGACCAUGAAUGAAAGAUUCAACAAAGAUGGAGGCUACAUUGGACUGUUGGAGUGGAUUGCUGGACAACGUACUGGUCAGUGGAUGGGUUUCCUUACUAGAAAUGUGAUGGAGAAAGCGUCCAGCUAUUUAGAAGCCAAAGUAAUGUUGCAAAAUACAGAGAUGCUUGCCCCAGCCUACUUCAUACUUGGAGGGAAUGCAACAUCAGGACCGUUUCAACAGGGUUGUGUAAUCACACGAGCCAGAGAAUAUCCAGUUGAUGUGUGGGAUAUGGAGAGUGCUAAUGGCUGGUACAUCCUCGAGACCAACUAUGACCAUUGGGAGGCACCAUUGUUUCUUGACGAUAGGCGCACGCCUGCUCACCACUGUAUGGGCAAUAUGACACAACAGGGUGUAUCUAUCAAAGGACUGUACAACGUUUUAUCGUCCAGACCUGUACUUAAUAAGCUGACCACAUAUUCUGCUUUGAUGCAGGUAGACAGCGGCCAUUUUGAAGCCUGGCUACAGUAUUGUCCAGAACCAUGUAUUCCAUGGUAGCUGUUACAGUAUCCAUGGUAACAUUGACUGACUAUUACAGUAUCCAUGGUAACAAUGACAGACUAUUACAGUAUCCAUGGUAACAUUGAUAGACUGUUACAGUAUCCAUGGUAACAUUGAUAGACUGUUGCAGUAUCCAUGGUAACAAUGACAGACUAUUACAGUAUCCAUUGUAACGUUGACUGACUAUUACAGUAUCCAUGGUAACGUUGACUGACUAUUACAGUAUCCAUUGUAACGUUGACUGACUAUUACAGUAUCCAUUGUAACAUUGACUGACUAUUACAGUAUCCAUGGUAACAUUGAUAGACUGUUACACUAUCCAUGGUAACAUUGAUAGACUGUUGCAGUAUCCAUGGUAACAAUGACAGACUAUUACAGUAUCCAUGGUAACGUUGACUGACUAUUACAGUAUCCAUGGUAACAUUGACAGACUAUUACAAUAUAUGUGGUUAGAUUGUCAUACUAUUACCAUAUCCAUGAAAAGAGAAUUCCUAUUACUGUAUGUCGUUGACCAUAAACCUUAAUCCAAGAAGAACUGAGCUUUUCAAAGCGGUGCUGUGAUUACAUUUAUGUAUGAUAAACAUAUUUAUUGCGUAGACUGACAUAAUUAUGCUUCCUGACAUUGCGUGAUUAUGGAUGUUGUUUUGUACGUAAAUCACUACAAAUACUGGUGUAUAUACUAUUUAUUUAGUUAACAGCCUACAGCAUUGCAUUUUACCUCACAUUCUCUAAAGCAUUGUUAUUUCUUGAUAAUUGUUAAUUCAUUGUAGCUUACAAGACAGGAUAUGUGAUCUUUACUGCUUAAAAAAGAUAACAAAUCUGUUAAUUAUAACUUAACAUUGUACAGUUUCUUUUCUUCCGUGAUAAAAAAAGUGUGCACUCUAGUUCUCCAUGAUCUUUAAUUAAGCAUUAAAACAAAGGGAAGUUACUCUCUCACAACGACUGUAUAAGGAAACUCAAAGAAUUAAACAAAAAUAAACAAAAAUACCCCAUGACAAUAGUAGUCAACCAAAACUAUUAUAUUUGUUUAAGAUAUGAUUGUGUAUAAACAUUUAAAUUUUUUCUCUGAUCAGGUUUGUCCUUCAUGUUAUAUCUCUACAAGUCGAUCAGUGAGGGAUUUUGCUUCAAAAUGUGAAAUUUUCAGAAUAUAAAUAGUAUAAUGUAAGCGGAAUAAAUAUGCAAAUGAUGUGUUUAUAAUGUACAUUUCAAAGUCUAUUUCUCUAUGUGAAGUAGACUAAGCAGUGCAGUGCAAUGCAAAAUAGGGUGCCUUUUUGUAGGAAUACGAUAUUAUAUUAUGUUAUUAAUGUAUUCUUGUAUAUGAUAUUGUAGUUAGAGGCAUGAAAUAUGAAAAACAUGUAAAUUUGAUUGUGCUGUAUUUUGUCAAUACCUCACCCUAAGGAUACUCCUGUACAAUGAUUAUCUAAGACUGUCAAACACCAUUGUUGUAUUAUAUGUAUGUUUAUUUGUGACUGUUUAUAAACAGAGUUUCUUUUGGUAGUCAUUGUUCAUACAUAUUAAGAUUGCUCUUAUGCUUGUAAUAAUGGAGGUGUCUUAGAUGAAUUAUUGUUGCUAAAAAAGGCCUCGUUCUCAAUUCAUUUUAUAGCUUUUUAUGGAUAUUGUUUGUUGGCUUUAGUAGCCUAGUUUAAUUUAUUUGACUCUGGUCAAGUAUGUUGUUUCCAUGACAACCUCAUUGUUCUGUACGGUUCAUGUUUCUUUAGAAACAUAGAUGUAGAUAACGUAUACAUUUUUCUACCUUAGGUAAUCCCAGUUUAGGCAUUAAUAAGUUGUAAACCUGGUAUAUAUCCUUGUCAUGGUCAUCUCCACUUCUACAAUUACUCCUGAUAUGAAAUAGGCGUGAUCUAUUAUUAUCAAUGGACCUAUCACUAAUAUAUGCACUCUACACAUUCUAGGUUGAUCUCAAGAUAUAUAUCGUCAAUAUGUUACUUUAACCACGCCAUUUAUUCAAGUUAUACCAUUUCUAUUUGGUGCAAUAUUAUUGCUUUAUUCCAGAAUUGUAUUUUAUUUUUCAGGAUUUAUAUAAUUGUAUGACCAGGUAUAUGUAUGAAGUUAAAAGAAGUGUUAUUCAAUGUUUAUUAGAGAUUGUUAUUUAUUUUUCUUGCCAUUCAUUUAGCCAGAAUUUUAUGCACAUGUCAAAAUGUCUGUAAGCUCAUGUCUAGCAAGGCAUACCCUGUGCAGCAAUCAGUACUUUACUAUAUUCCCAACAAUUUUAUGCACAUGUCAAAAUGUCUGUAAGCUCAUGUCUAGCAAGGCAUACCCUGUGCAGCAAUCUGGUAUCAGUACUUUACUACAUCCCCAACAAUUUUAUGCACAUGUCAAAAUGUCUGUAAGCUCAUGUCUAGCAAGGCAUACCCUGUGCAGCAAUCAGUACUUUACUAUAUCCCCAACAAUUUUAUGCACAUGUCAAAAUGUCUGUAAGCUCAUGUCUAGCAAGGCAUACCCUGUGCAGCAAUCAGUACUUUACUAUAUUCCCAACAAUUUUAUGCACAUGUCAAAAUGUCUGAAAGCUCAUGUCUAGCAAGGCAUACCCUGUGCAGCAAUCAGUACUUUACUAUAUCCCCAACAAUUUUAUGCACAUGUCAAAAUGUCUGUAAGCUCAUGUCUAGCAAGGCAUACCCUGUGCAGCAAUCUGGUAUCAGUACUUUACUACAUCCCCAACAAUUUUAUGCACAUGUCAAAAUGUCUGUAAGCUCAUGUCUAGCAAGGCAUACCCUGUGCAGCAAUAAGUACUUUACUAUAUCCCCAACAAUUUUAUGCACAUGUCAAAAUGUCUGUAAGCUCAUGUCUAGCAAGGCAUACCCUGUGCAGCAAUCUGGUAUCAGUACUUUACUAUAUCCCCAACAAUUUUAUGCACAUGUCAAAAUGUCUGUAAGCUCAUGUCUAGCAAGGCAUACCCUGUGCAGCAAUCAGUACUUUACUAUAUCCCCAACAAUUUUAUGCACAUGUCAAAAUGUCUGUAAGCUUAUGUCUAGCAAGGCAUACCCUGUGCAACAAUCUGGUAUCAGUACUUUACUAUAUCCCCAACAAUUUUAUGCACAUGUCAAAAUGUCUGAAAGCUCAUGUCUAGCAAGGCAUACCAUGUGCAGCAAUCUGGUAUCAGUACUUUACUAUAUCCCCAACAAUAAGGAAGGAAAGUAGCAUGUAUAUUAUAACUGUGUCUUUGUGUCCUGCCUCUCAACCAUCUAAAGUGAGGCAGAAAGUUAGAAGUUUAAAUGUUAAUACUCAUAAUUUUGUUUGUAUAUAUUACAUCAGCUUGACUUUUCUUGUCUUAUUCUCUCAUGACUCAACAGACUGUAAAAGUUUAGAUGUCUGAGGUGAAGGGCUUAUUACAACCAUCAACUUUGUGUACUAUGUUUGUAAGAAUGGUAGAAUCAGAGAGCAAAUAACAUGCUGUUAUAUAGGUCUCUGGUAGAACUAAAGUGCUUGCAGGGGUGAGGGAUAUCUUUAUGUUAUACUAUAUAGAUAAUGGCAAUGACACAAAUAUUGAUUUUGUUGCUCUGUGUUUUGGGGUUUUGUUUGCUUUUGCAAAAUAUUACACUUUCCCUGUCAGAUUGCUUGAAUUCAAAUUACCUAAAACAGCUUACUGAUGACAUAGGGUUAUAACCUGAACAAAUAUUAUUGAUGUAUGUCUGUAAUUUGUACUAAGACAAGGAGGGAACUUGUAUGGAUUACUAAAGUGUUAUGGAAAUGGCACGAGACUCUGAUACCAACAACAAUGGAAAUUGAAAGGUUUGAGCUUAUAUCUGAUUAUGAAAUUGAUAAUAAAUAUGU
Ylistrum balloti is the source of this 4968-nucleotide messenger RNA. Its product is annotated as acid ceramidase-like. The transcript has 13 exons. Gene Ontology annotation, biological process: fatty acid metabolic process. Gene Ontology annotation, molecular function: N-acylsphingosine amidohydrolase activity; fatty acid amide hydrolase activity. Bases 1 to 1176 code for a protein of 391 amino acids. The record is from RefSeq and is a predicted model, not a curated record. Gene Ontology annotation, cellular component: lysosome. NCBI's taxonomy places the organism in Eukaryota, Metazoa, Mollusca, Bivalvia, Pectinida, Pectinidae.